AUGCUGUAUCCUACACUUCGUCUAGCACCUCGGCUUCGGAUAGCGGCUUGGCACUGCUGCGGCGUCGCGACUGCAACACCCAAGCAUCCCAAUCCAGGAAACUUUGCAAAUAGACCACGAGAGGAGAUGUCAGAGAUCGGCUAUCGUGGAGGUAAGAAAGGUGGCAAAGCUCGGGGUGUUGGCGGAUUCCAUGACAUGGACCCCGAGAAGCAGCAUGAUAUCGCAUCUCGAGGUGGACGUGCCACUCGCAAGGCAGCUAGGGAGCUGGCAGAAGCUGGGACCCAGGCACAAAAGCGCGAAACUGGACUGGGCGCAGUGCAUAGGCGUUCGCAUGAACCUCCCGUGGUACCACCCACGUUUGAAGAAUGGCAGACGUGA
Penicillium daleae is the source of this 378-nucleotide messenger RNA. RefSeq names its product KGG domain-containing protein. NCBI's taxonomy places the organism in Eukaryota, Fungi, Ascomycota, Eurotiomycetes, Eurotiales, Aspergillaceae. The record is from RefSeq and is a predicted model, not a curated record. The transcript has 2 exons. Bases 1 to 378 code for a protein of 125 amino acids.